This is a messenger RNA of Hydractinia symbiolongicarpus, 3325 nucleotides long. RefSeq lists its product as uncharacterized. The record is from RefSeq and is a predicted model, not a curated record. The coding region runs from base 2442 to 3143 and encodes 233 amino acids. The transcript has 2 exons. Lineage: Eukaryota; Metazoa; Cnidaria; Hydrozoa; Anthoathecata; Hydractiniidae.
UUUUUGAAUCUAUGUGAUAAGGUAACAGUCGGUUGUGUUUAAACCAGAGAUAGUGGCUGUGCGUAGCGAAUUCCCGUAGAUUCUUUAAGGAAAUAUGGUUGUUUUAGGUAUGUAGUUGACUCAUAAAAUACAGCUCUAAGACGGUCAGUCUCUGACGUAGCACCCUCAGACAGGUUUUACCUUAGUCUUAACUAAAAUUAUGCAAGUACUGUGAUCUCUACGUUAUGCAAACUGUAAUGUAAAUGUAAAUGCUUUACUACGCAUUCGUUUUGUGGGUAGAAAAGUGAGGGAUGUUUGAAAUUGUAACCACCAAACAAGGUAUGAUUGUCUAACGCAGGUAUUAUCUUGAUUGAGGGAUGAAAAAUAGGGUUAAUAGUCUUGUCAGACCGGUGAUCAUCUUAUAAAGUAUCAAAUGACCAUAAACACAUUGAGGGACCCAAAUAGGUUCGUCUAAAACAUGAAUGAAUUUACAGAAAAUUGCAAAUAAGACAUAAGGUAAAAUGUGAAAUCUUGUUACUGAAUGCUGAAUCUAAGUUAGAUAACAAAUACAAGGCAUAUUUGCAAGUAUUAAUUCCGCAUAUUUUUCAAUCUUCCUUAAAUUACAACGGUUCUUAAUGCUGAAAUGCGUAAAUAAUAAAUGUAUAUGCAAACGUAAAUAUAAAUUCAAUUGGAAAUAAAAACAAAAUGAACAUGAGAAAAAAAAACGCAGUCAAAUAAUCAUACAAGUAUUACUGAGUUGUCGGCAUUCGCAACAAUUAAUUCUACAAAUUAUAUGAAAACAUAGUAAGCCACAAAAAUACUAGAACUUCCGCAUUAAUAAUAACCUAUAAUAACUGUUCAUGAGGGCAAUACUGGAGAAUAUUGACCGACGUCAAAGUAUUGCCCGAGCUUUCGAGGGCAAUACGUGACAGAGUUCAAUAUUCGAAGGUAUUGCCCGAAAUAAACAGUUAUUAUAUGGAUUAUUAUCCGGGUAUUGCAUUUUACGACAAAAAAUAUAACAUUAAAAGCAGGAAGUAGAAACCAUGUCUUUAUAGAAGCUAUGGAACGUACAUUCGAACUAAAAUUUUUUUUUAAAUCGAAAAGCGUGUAAACAUUACAGGUUUUUAUUGUAGCUACAACAUAAAAUUCUUUAAAAGAUAAAAGUAAGUUUCACUUCUGUUUCGCGUUUUGUUUACUUUUUUCCGUGUUUAUUUACAUUUAAUGCUACCAUAUUUAAACUUUAAACACGGUUGCUAUGGUAGCGGGCAAUACCGAGGAAUACUGCCCGCUAUGACGUAAGUUCUAACCAAUCACAUUGCGCAGUUUUUCGAGAAUAUCGAUGCCGCCCUUUUACCCGGGUAAUAGCCACGAGUACCUACUAUUGAGUCACUUUCAUUUGAAUUAAUAAUGCAAUAACUUCAUUUUUUUUCUAUUUUCAUCUAUGGUUUUUAUAUUUACUCAUUUUUUUUUUUUUGUAAAAAACAUUUUACAUACUUUAUCAAAUCUAACAAAUCUAUGCAUAUUUGUAUUUAAUAUCAACUUGAUAGCUAAAAGCGAAAAAAAAGAAGAAAGUAGGAUUAAACUACAACCUCAGGCGCGCAAAAACAGCUUUAUUUAAUUUUAAGCAGCUACAAUAACUGAAGCAAUCGACCCUGAUUCUUCCCAAUUCAACCCUUAUUUAUUUGCUAGUUCUAAUUCAUGUUUAUUUGUAUAUUUUUGUUUUGUUUGAUUGUUUGUUUUGUUUUGCUUGUGUUUAUUAGCUGUGUGUGUUUUUUGUUUGUUUGUUCGUUUGUUUGUUUGUUUGUUUGUUUGCCUGCAUAUGUUAAAAAAAUGGUUUAUUUAUAUUAUAUAUAUUUUAAACAUAUUUUAUGUACUUUUACUAGUCAGCCACAAAAAAAUGAUAGAUAUUAUUUGGCCGCACCUCUAGCUGUAAUGUGAUAGCUCUAGCUACAUCUAUUAAUUUUACAUUUGCGAAAUAUAUUUACAUCAAAUUUGCAUCCAUUAAUUUAUUAAGCACAUCAGGAAUGGCUAAGUCAAAGGGACAUCUGCUUAGGAAGAAUAUACAUUAUUUAUUUGAAAAGAUUGAUUGAACAUGUAAUAUUUUCACAUUUUAAUUUUUUAAUGAUAAAAUAAACAAACGAAAACAUUCCAACAAUGCAAUGUAAAAUGGUGAAACGAUGUUACUGGAAAGAGUUUUUUCUUCAAGAUACUAUAUUCAGAUUAACCGUGUGAAAUAACGUCGGAUGUGAAUAAUAAAAGAAUUUAUUCUUCUUUAUUGCAGGAAGUGGUGCAGUGAUAAACGAGGCUUGUUAGCAAUAACACCAGAUAUAAAGUUAAUAGCCCUUAGUCUGAUUUACAACAGUUCUAUUACUUAACCUUUGCAGAUGUAAAUUCGCAAGUAUAUUUUAGACUUGUGUGUCUUUUUAUCAAGAUCUAAAGCGCUUUUUUUAUCAGUUGACACCAUGGUUUCCUUACGGUCUGUCAUGGGUGCGAAUCGUAAACCACCCGGCCCAAUGAAGCCACCGUCGCACGACUUAGUCAGUGAUGCGUUAAUCUCCGAGCUUCAAUUCCAAAUAAAAGAAAGUGAAGACUUUAAAAAAGAACUUCAGCGGCGUAAAAACGAAGACUUGGGAAGGCCUGAUUAUUCCUGGCUAAUGAAUUCUGCGAAAUCAAACCGAAUAACGCAAGUCACGCGGAUGGAAAUUGAAGAAAUAUCAAAGCUUAUAGGCGUAGACUCAGUUAGCACUAUAAUAUCACAAUUUCGUGAACUAAUCAACAAAGAAAUACCUGUUGAUAAACUAGCUUCAUAUUUAAAAUUUGUUUUACAUCAACAUGUUAAUGGGAAGGAUAAACCACAAGCAGGAAAAUAUGAAAAUUAUAAACAGCUAAAAGGACUCCGAGAGGAAUACACCGCCCGCAGUAGCAGCGCUGCAACUCUACAGCCUGCGACGAUCGAUAAACCAAACAGACCUUUAUCAGCUCCCCUUUCAAAUAAUCGGAGAAUUUUAAAACGUGGUAAGGUGCAUCCUGGUGCAGAAAGUGGUAAAAACAAAAAUCAUUCCUAUGUGAUUAAGUUAGAAGAUCUUGACGAAAAUGAAAAUGGUGUCUCUUUAUUUAUGCCGAACGAUGAAGCGCGGAAAGGAUACGGAACAACAUAUGCAUAAUACAAAAGAUCUAUGCAAUCUCGUUUGGAUAUCUCGUAUAUAUCACUAGUAGUAGCAGUAGUAGUAGUAGUACAAUGUUUGACAACAGGUUUUUAUUGAAAUUGGCUUAGUUUUGUAAGCGUUCACAUUGUUAAACUUGGAGAAUUAAUUUUUUACCGAUGCUGUUAUUGCAUUGUCAAGAA